Molecule: messenger RNA, 774 nt
Organism: Parathielavia appendiculata
Lineage: Eukaryota; Fungi; Ascomycota; Sordariomycetes; Sordariales; Chaetomiaceae
Exons: 3
Coding region: 1-774 (257 amino acids)
Biological process (GO): tRNA processing; intronic box C/D snoRNA processing; rRNA processing
Cellular component (GO): nucleolar ribonuclease P complex; ribonuclease MRP complex; cytosol
Molecular function (GO): ribonuclease MRP activity; ribonuclease P activity
Source: RefSeq, a predicted model, not a curated record
AUGGAGCGUAAAAAGAUCGUGCACACAUUGGACACGCCUUACUCCGUCAUCACAUGGCCGCGGAUCAGUCAGGACGACCAAGAUGCUAUCCUAGAGCUCCUCUGCCACCCCGUUUUCUUGACGCCAACAUGCAUGUGCAGGCUUUUGGCUCCUCUCGGGUUGUAUCGAAGAACUUUCAUCACCCCUUCCAAAGGCAAACGGAAGCGGUUCAACAAUGACCCAAGCUCGGAGACCCCGGCAUCAUCAACACAAGCUCCUCCGGUCCCUCCCCCGCCAGAAUUGGCCGCCCAUGUUGACGUAGGGCUCUCGGCUAUCUCCCGUACGUUGCAAGCCAUGUCUGGCAAGAAUGAAGCCGGGCCGUCAUCAAUAGACGCGCCAGCUAAGCGCGGAAAAUCAGACUCUAAACCAAACGCCAAGCCUUAUACCGUCGUCUUCGUGGCCCGCUCAGGACAAUCUCCGGCGUUCAACUGCCAUUUCCCUCAAAUGGUAGCCGUGGCUGCUCAGUCACAGUUGGCGGACAAAGCCAUCAGGUUAGUCGGCUUCUCCAAGGCCUGCGAGGAUCGGCUGAGCGCGGCGCUCGGCAUCCCCCGGGUCUCCAGCAUCGCUCUGCGGGAGGACGCUCCGCAGGCUAAAGGGCUCGUUGAUUUUGUGCGCGAGCACGUGGCCCCGAUUGAGGUCCCCUGGCUUCAAGAGGCUCAAUCUGGGAGGUUUCUCGAGACUAAGAUUGAUGCUGUCGCUACAAAGGUCGGGACCAAGAAGCCGAAACCCUCGUGA